Cynoglossus semilaevis (tongue sole) is the source of this 2196-nucleotide messenger RNA. RefSeq names its product zinc finger protein 536-like. Gene Ontology annotation, cellular component: nucleus. Gene Ontology annotation, molecular function: DNA-binding transcription factor activity, RNA polymerase II-specific; RNA polymerase II cis-regulatory region sequence-specific DNA binding. Lineage: Eukaryota; Metazoa; Chordata; Actinopteri; Pleuronectiformes; Cynoglossidae. The transcript is spliced from 3 exons. The annotation marks the transcript as partial. The record is from RefSeq and is a predicted model, not a curated record. Gene Ontology annotation, biological process: regulation of DNA-templated transcription.
AUGAAGAUACAGACACUCUGCAUACAUCGUUCACUGCAAACCUUUGUACUUUGUCCCACAUCAACCCUCCUGACCAACAUACUGUAUCAUCAGCCAGUCCCCGAAAAAGACAGCUUCAUUACCCGAUCCUGCCAUACAAUUAGAAGCCAGAUGGCACUUCUGGCCAAUCAAUUAAUGGAUGCAAGAAUUCUUGGCAGUAUGAAUGGAAGAGUUGAGCUUUCCCAGUUCCUGCGAGUCACCAAUCAAAGCAUUGUCUCCCAGGUGAACUCCGCCCAAGACGACAGUCGCAAAAAUCGCAAGUAUCCAUGUCCGCUGUGUGGCAAGCGUUUCCGCUUUAACAGCAUCCUUUCCCUCCACAUGCGAACACACACUGGUGAGAAGCCCUUUAAGUGUCCGUAUUGUGACCAUAGAGCCGCUCAGAAGGGCAACCUGAAGAUACAUCUGCGUACUCACAAGCAAGGCCUUCUGGGUAAAGGCCGUGGCAGGAUCAGAGAGGAAAACAGGCUUCUUCAUGAGCUUGAGGAAAGAGCGAUCCUCAGAGACAGACAGAUACGAGCCGGCCACGUCAGCCAGCCCCAAACAUCCAGUUUACCCCAACUCAAAAAUCCACAGCUGUCCCCGACAACUGCGGCGGCAAACCAGCUCUUAACCAACUCUGGCGUAGCAGAAACCCAGCCACAUACGUCCACGUCUCCCGCAGCCACCACGGUAAACGAUGAGCCCGCGCAGAACCCCACCAACGGCUUUCGCUGCUCUUUCUGUAAAGGGAAGUUUCGGAAGCAGCAAGAACUGGAGCGGCACAUCAGGAUCCUACACAAACCCUACAAGUGCACCUUGUGUGACUUUGCGGCGUCACAGGAGGAGGAGCUCAUCGGCCACGUUGAGAUCACCCACAUUACCGCAGAGUCCAGCUCAGGUCCAAAACCUGCCACUGGGCCCAGUGAGAAGGGGAAACCUGCGGGUGAGUUCCCCUGUGACAUCUGUGGUCAGACCUUCAGUCAGGCCUGGUUCUUGAAGGGUCACAUGAGGAAACAUAAGGACUCUUUCGAGCACUGCUGUCAAAUCUGUGGUCGCCGUUUCAAAGAACCCUGGUUUCUCAAAAACCACAUGAAGGUCCACCUUAACAAGUUAGCAGCUAAGAGCAAUCUCUCCACCGACCACGACCCUUUUAAGUUGAGUAGCCUGUCGCAGGACCAUCAAAGCAACCUGUACUCGCAAUACAUGUCCCGCAUCCACAACAGAUUCCUGAUGAGCGAGAGAGCUGACCAGCCCGAUUACAACCAGAUACUCGCCACGGCAGGCGUUGACAUGAAGGUUAGGGAAAUGUUAGGGAGAAUGAUUUCCUCGGGGCCCAGCCCGCUCUCAGAGGCAGACAGCUCCUCUCUGUUAGGCCUUAACCACUUCUCCUCGCCUCUGAGUUCAACAAGCAUGGAAUAUCUGCAGAAAGUCAUGUCUAACAGAGAUGCACUCAACAGCAGCAGCAGCAGCAUUUACCCCGGCUGGCAGAUCAUGACACCAGGGAUUCCCAGUGAUCAGCAAAUGUUCAAUCCUAAAGACUUACAGCCGCAGCAGCCGCAGCAGCAGCGCUCACCCUACUUGCCUGAAAAAUGUCUUCCCUCUGACGACGGGAAAGCGUGUCUCAGUGAUCCCGACACCAAGGUCACCAGCAGACCUGGUAGCACCGGCAGCGUGAGUCAUCCUGGGACAGCAGAGAUCUUCACAGAGACAGGAAGCUCCCUCUCAAGCAGCGGCCUGGACCACAGACCCCAAUCUUCAUCUCCAGCUGCAGGUGAAAAAGUCUACAGGUGUCCGGUCUCCAGUGACUACUCCGCGGCACAGACGGCCUCCCUCGGCUUCCAUAUGGACCGCUACAACUUCCCCCACUGGCAGAGCAGCAGGGAUCUUUCCUCUCCGCUGCAGCCCAGCGGCAGCAGCAGCAACUCCAGCCCAAACACCAAACUCAGACCCAGAUCCAGAGAAGACUGGAGCCCAGCUGCAGGUCACUACCUCGGUCUGGAGAACCACGCUGACAACCCCCUGCUCCUCAACAAGCAGACCGAUGUCACCGACAAGGACUCGGGUGUGGACAGCUCUCCGGCUAAGACCGCUAAGACCAGGAAGUCCCAGUAUGAGCCCUUAGAUUUGUCCGUCAGACCCGAGGCGGCCAUGUCUCAUUCGGCCAUGUCUCAUUCGGCC